AUGGACAAUAAAAAUAAAUAGGAUAUUGUAAAUGAAAAAGAGGAUUUACAGAAAAAUAUUCAAGAUUAAACAGAUAACCCAGAUGUUAUUAAUUAAAAGAAAUCAAAGAGAUUUAAAAAAUGCUUAGAAUGUGAUGAGUAUUAUGAAAUAAUUGAUAACAAAAGCGAUCAUAAUUGUAUUAGAGCUUUGAGAGAAAGAAUAGUUUAGCAACAAGAAUAAAUAAAUAAUAUGGUGACUAAAGAAUAAGUAGCUGAGAUAUUAAAAGGAUAUGUUUCUUAAGAUUCUUUCUUAAACUUUAUAAGAGCAACUGAGAAAAAAUUUUCUGAGCUUUUCCAUAGCAUGAAUAGCCAUGAGGAAUUACUAAAUUAAAAUAAAAAAUAAAUUACCAAAUGUCCUACAGGGCAUUUACUAUAGUAACUUACGGGACAGAGAUUAGUAUCAGUCACUUGUGAUAUAUGCCUAAAAAGGGCUUUGGAUCGUGGAAAUCAUACUUAAAGAUGCGAAGUAUGUAACUUUGAUAUAUGUGCCUCUUGCGAAAGCAUAAUUUAAAAAACUAAAUGCAAAAAUGGACAUGGAUUAAAUCCAGUCAAUCCUAGCGACUAUGAUUAGCUUUAAUGCAAUAACUGUUUAAAAGUUUUUUCUAAUACAGAAUCGUAUUCUUUUAGGUGUAAAUAAUGUGAUUACGAUCUAUGCCAAAAAUGCAUUUAAAUUAACACAACUAAAGAUAAAGAAAAAAAAAGUUUACUAUUUUUUUGA
Messenger RNA from Tetrahymena thermophila SB210, 756 nucleotides. RefSeq lists its product as hypothetical. NCBI's taxonomy places the organism in Eukaryota, Ciliophora, Oligohymenophorea, Hymenostomatida, Tetrahymenidae. The transcript has a single exon. The record is from RefSeq and is a predicted model, not a curated record.